Molecule: messenger RNA, 514 nt
Organism: Owenia fusiformis
Lineage: Eukaryota; Metazoa; Annelida; Polychaeta; Sabellida; Oweniidae
Source: the annotation of a GenBank genome assembly
AGUGGCUAUGGAUCUCGUUGCUAUGACUGCAACUAUGCGCCAUCUGGUUACACCAAGCAGGUGAACUACUGGACCAGAGUGUCCUCAAAUGCAGGAUACACUGGAUGUGCCCUUGCCAAAUACGGAGAUGCAGAGACCCUUGACAAAUGGAGCUGUGCUUCCGGAGAGUGCUUUAUCCGUAAAGAUCCCAACGGUCUUGUGUACCGUGGUUGCGCCAACAAGGAGAACCUUCCCCUUGGUGUGUCCACCUACAAGCAGUGCGCCAACCAGGCUGGUUCUCUGUGGUACUUCUGCAAGGGAGAUCUCUGCAAUAGCAAACAGAUUGGUGACUAUGGAGUUUGUGGAUAUAAACCAUCUUACCAUGCCACAUACCCAAACCCAUGUGAUGGCAAAUGCUACAACAACCCCAGCGGCCUUUUUGCUGACAAAUACAACAAGAAUGGUUUUAUCCAGUGUGGAUGUGACUACAAAUAUGGCAAAGCCUGUAUCUGCUGCAAGCCUUUCUUCAUGAAGU